AUGCAGCUGGAGCAUUGUCUGUCGCCUCCGUCGGGGAUGCUCUGCAAGCGCUUCCUCCAACUGAGCGCGGCGGCGUCGUCGUACCCAGAGCUGGCUGUGCACGAGGCUCCUCUUCCUCCCCCUCCUCCUCCUCUUCUUCCUCCUCCCUCCUCUGACAACCUGGAGCGGGGCUCACCUCUGCGGAAGCUCGCCAGGGGGCCGGCGAUGACGCAGCCGCCGCCGCCGCAUCAGGCCGAGGCGGACAAUUUCGAUGACUCCAAAGACCCGCCAGGGGACGCCCAGCAGCAACCACAGCAUCCUCCUCCUCCUCCUCUUCUUCCUCCUCCUCCUCCUCCUCCUCCAUCUCAGCAGCAGCAGCAGCAAGCACAACAGCACCAGCCGCGCGCUUUGGACAGCCAGGACCCGCUCCAGCUCCGUCCCGCCUUCGAUGGAGCCACGGCGGAGCGCUACUUGCUCUCCUCGCCGGUGGCUCGCGGUGGUGGCAGCGGCGGCAGCGGCAGCUCCUCCUCCUCUUCCUCCUCUUCCUCCUCUUCUUCCUCCUCCUCCUCUUCCAGCCUUCCUCCGCCACCUCCUCCUCCUCCGUGCGCCGCGAUGUUUCCCUACCCGGGGCAGCACAACCCCGCGGCUGCUGCCUUCUCCCUGGCCAGCCCCGGGCGCUACAUGGCGCACCACCCGGCGCUCAGCAACGGCGCCUACAACAGCCUCCUGGCCAACCCGGCAGCAGCGGCAGCAGCGGCAGCGGGCGCUCCGCAGGGCUACCCAUCGGCGGGAUACCCCUACCCGCAGCAGUACGGACCCUCCAGCUACCAGGGCUCGCCUUUCUACCAGUUCCCCUCCGCCGCCGCCGCCGCCGCUGCUCAAGGCGGGCUGGUGCCGGGCAAGGCGCAGGUCUACCUCUGCAACCGGCCGCUCUGGCUCAAGUUCCACCGGCACCAGACCGAGAUGAUCAUUACCAAGCAAGGCAGGCGCAUGUUCCCUUUCUUGAGCUUCAACAUUUCCGGCCUGGACCCCACGGCCCACUACAACAUAUUCGUGGACGUCAUCCUGGCCGACCCCAACCACUGGCGCUUCCAAGGCGGCAAAUGGGUCCCUUGCGGCAAAGCCGACACCAACGUCCAAGGCAACCGGGUCUACAUGCACCCCGACUCCCCCAACACGGGCGCCCACUGGAUGCGCCAGGAGAUCUCCUUCGGGAAGCUGAAGCUGACCAACAACAAAGGGGCCUCCAACAACAACGGCCAGAUGGUGGUCCUGCAGUCGCUCCACAAAUACCAGCCUCGCCUCCACGUGGUGGAAGUCAACGAGGACGGCACGGAGGACAGCAGCCAGCCCGGCCGCGUCCAGACCUUCACCUUCCCCGAGACGCAGUUCAUCGCCGUCACCGCCUACCAGAACACCGAUAUCACUCAGCUCAAGAUAGAUCACAACCCCUUCGCCAAAGGCUUCCGAGACAACUAUGACACGAUCUACACGGGCUGCGACAUGGACCGCCUGACGCCGUCCCCUGGGGACUCUCCGCGCUCGCAGAUGGUGCCGGGGGCGCGCUACGCCAUGGCAGCAGCGGCGGCGGCGGGCUCCUUCCUCCAGGACCAGUUCGUCAGCAACUACGCCAAGUCCCGCGGCUUCCACCACCACCAUCACCACCACCACCACCACUCCGGCGGAGGGGCGGCAGGAGGAGGCGGCGGCGGAGGAGGCGGCGGCGUGGCGGGAGGAGUAGGCGGAGGCGGCGGAGGGCCGGUCCCGGAUCGCGGCGUGCCCCACCCCAACGGGCUGCUCUCCCCGCAGCAGGCCGAGGAGCCCAACGCGCCCUCUCCGCAGCGCUGGUUCGUCACGCCCGCCAACAACCGCCUGGACUUCGCCUCGGCCGCCGCCUCGGCCUACGACCCGGCGGGCGAGCUGGCGGGCAACGCGGCCACCUUGCUGUCCUACGCGGCGGCCGGCGUGAAGGCGCUCCCCCUGCAGGCGGCCGGCUGCACGGCGCGCCCGCUCGGCUACUACCCGGACCCUUCGGGCUGGGGCGCGCGCAGCCCCCCGCAGUACUGCGCCAAGUCGCUCUCGUGCUGGCCCAACGCCUCCUCGGGAGGGACCACCGGCGGCGGCGGCGGCGCCCGCUUGGGGGGAAACCUCUACCUGCCCGGCGGAGGGGGCGAGGAGGUGGAGAGCCUGGCGCCCCCGGAGCGCUCCCCCUUGCCCCCGCCCCCAGAGGACUCCAAGCCCCCCAAGGACUUGUCCGACUCCAGCUGGAUCGAGACGCCCUCCUCCAUCAAGUCCAUCGACUCCACCGACUCUGGGAUUUACGAGCAGGCCAAGCGCCGGCGGCUCUCCCCCGCGGGCACCCCGGCCUCCGAGAGCUCCUCGCCGCUCAAGAGCGAGCCGGCCUUGGCCGCCCCCCGGGACUGCGACAAGGCCGCCCCCUGCGCCAAGGACAUCGGCUACUACGGCUUCUACGCCCACAGCUAGAGGGCCAGGGGCGGGGCUAGGCACCGGCCACGCCCACUCCCACUUUCCCCGCCCUCUUUCCCCUCACCUCUCCACGCCCCCUCCCUUCCCUCUCUUUCGGGCGAGUGCCCCUUCUCUCCUCUACGCACGCGCAAUCCCGCUCUCUUCUCUUCUCUCUUUCUGUCUCCUGCGCACGCGCGCAGGAAAAGAGCGCCAAAGCCGCCCUGAAACGCAUUUCCUUGUGGAAGUGAUGGCGCCACUGAACAAUCCAGCCGCUGCCCACCUGUUCCUCCAAUGUUCUUUCCCUUUAAUGCACUGAUUCCCAACCUUUGGACCUUCAGGUGUUUUGGACUUCAACUCCCAGAAAUCCUGGAGGACCAAAGCUUGGGAACCAGUGCUUUACUGGAAUGCGGUUUAGCACAGUUUCAAAUGCCAUGGCUCAAAAGUAUAGAAUCAAGGGAGUUGGCUGUGGUGAAAGGAGGCACCAGCAUUCUUUGGCAGCCAUUCAAGACUUUGUCAAGCUACAACUCCCAUUUUCCCAUACCACUAUGCCAGUUAAAAUGGUGCCAAGCUGCAUUCAUUUCUUCAGUGUACAGCCAGCCUGGUGGCCCUAUCUAUGUAAUCCUCUUCAGCGCUAUCUCAGUUGGUCGCUAGAUCCAAAUUAACUGCUUUGCCUGAGGCCUAAUGAGUGAAAAAAUUAACACAAUUUGGCACCACUUUGUUCAGGUCUAAAUGCGGAUCAAGUGCAUGGAACUGGAUUAUAUGGCAGUGUAGAUUUAUAUAUCCCAGUUCAAUGCAGUAUAUGCAUUGAUAAUGCAGUUUAAUGUGGCAGUGUGGCUCAGGCCUUUGACUGAGGUGGUUCAAUGCUGUGGAAUCCUGGGAUUUGUAGUUGUACAAGGUUUUCAGCCUCCUCUGCCAAAGGGUGUCGGUGCCUUACCAAACUCCAGCUCCCAGGACUCCACAGCAUUGAGCCAAAGCUAUUAAAUCAGACAUGGGCAAACUUUGGCCCUCCGGGUGUUUUGGACU
Messenger RNA from Anolis sagrei ordinatus, 3468 nucleotides. RefSeq names its product T-box brain transcription factor 1 (gene TBR1). NCBI's taxonomy places the organism in Eukaryota, Metazoa, Chordata, Lepidosauria, Squamata, Anolidae. The record is from RefSeq and is a predicted model, not a curated record. Gene Ontology annotation, molecular function: RNA polymerase II cis-regulatory region sequence-specific DNA binding; DNA-binding transcription factor activity, RNA polymerase II-specific. Gene Ontology annotation, biological process: regulation of neuron projection development; regulation of transcription by RNA polymerase II; positive regulation of DNA-templated transcription. Gene Ontology annotation, cellular component: nucleus.